UUUCUCAGAACCGCGGCAGGUGCGUAGCCAACAAAAGCUAACAUUGCCAUUGUUUUAUACUGUUCUUCCAAACGAAUUGUUUCUUACACAUACAUUAGUUUAAACGUACAAACGGAUUUUGGGAGUUGGUGACGUCGGUUAGCGUACUUAUUGGGGUGGGGUGGAACGAAUGGACCGCCAUUGUACCUCAGCAGGAAGGGGACUGUGACGUCACGGCCCCUUGUGUUGUGACUCGGUUUGUUUAAAAAAAAAAAAAAGAGUACGUUUUGGAGUGACUUCCCUACGACACUACGUGAAGCACCCGAAGCAACACGCCCUUAAACAAGAAGGCAUGCAAAUAAGAUAAGAUAACACAGCAGUGUGUGUGUGCAUGCGUGUGUUUGUAAACAUCAUCAAUGCCGCGCCUCUGCCAUUGCUAUACCACUGUUGGACACGUCUUCCUACGAUUGGAGCCCACGCCGUGCGUAGAUCACCAUCGCCGGGGGGCGACGACAAUCAAAGUGAUCCCGGUCCAAGUCGCCCCCCCUGCCCCCCACCACCCCACACGCACACACUCAUGUGCGCUCUGGAGAUGGAGAUGACCAAGCGCGCCAUGCACGUCAACUCCAAGGUGAAUUGUGGGACCGACAGGAACGGCGGGGACACCGCAGAAGUGUCCGUGCCGGUGUCGCUUCCAGGGAAAAGGACGGCUCUUAUGGAGGGAGACGACCUGUACCGACUGCGGGACAGAAAGUUCUUGUUGGAGGACAAGAAGCGGCUGUGCGCGCUGGCUUUGGGUGCAGCUCUGCUCGGAAUACUGCUUAUGAUCAUCCAUACUGAGAUGUGCCCCUUCUUCUACGAAGCGGGCUCAAACGUCGCCUUAUUCAUCAACUGUUCCAUCAGUCUGUCUACUGGGUGUCUCCUCAUUUUAAUCAUAGCCUUCCAUUAUAAGGACAUCAGGCUUUUCAUUAUCGACCACAAUCAGGUGGACUGGCGCAUUGCCAUGACCAGCCACAGGGUUUUUGUCAUCACGUUUGAGCUACUGGUCUGUGCUAUCCAUCCCGUCGGCAUCUACUGGGAGGCGGGCCUUCACGGCAACUCCUCUUCCUCACCUCCGCUGUGUGAUUCCGACGAUCACAGUAAGACUUUGGCGAAUUUGGAGCUGCUGCUGUCGGUGCUGAUGUUCCUGCGCUUGUACCUGGUGCACAGAGCGGUCCUGCUGCACAGCAAGGUGCUGCUGAGCGCCUCCUACAGGAGCAUCGGCUCGCUCAACAAUAUCAACUUCACCUUCCGCUUCGUACUCAAGGUCCUGAUGAACAAAUACCCUGCACGCACGCUGCUCGUCUUCAUCCUCUUCUUCUGGCUCACGGCAUCUUGGAUGCUGACUCUAUGUGAGAGGCAGACACAAGGGUCGACCGAUCACAUGGAAACCGCUUUGUGGCUUAUUGCCAUCACCUUCCUCACGGUGGGCUACGGCGACGUGGCACCCCACACUCGCUGUGGCAAGUCGGUGUGUCUCUUCACCGGAGUCAUGGGUGUAGCCUGCACCGCAAUGCUUGUCGCCGUGGUAACCAAGAAGCUUGCAUUGAAUAAAGGAGAGAAGCACGUGCACUUUUUUAUGAUGGACAUCCAGAUCUCCAAAGGGAUCCGCCAUGCUGCUGCCAACGUGCUACGUGAGUGCUGGCUGCUGCACAGAGCCAACCUGACAAAAGGAACCCGAGGAGAACAUCGGAGACACCAGAGAUGUCUUCUGGAGGCCAUCAGAGUGUUUCGUCACCUGCGCCUCAAACAGAGAAAACUGCGGGAUUAUGUCAGUGAGAUGGUGGACCUGCCAAAGAUGCAGAUGAUCAUGUGCGACCUCAGCGCCAAUUGGAAUAAUUCCUAUCGGGAGCUGGAGCAGCGUAUCCUCUCCAUGGAGCAGAAGCUUGAAGAGCUGAGUCGCUGCUUCCAGCAAACCUCAGAGCUGCUGUCCCAGGUCUUACGUCACCGCAACCCAGAGAUCAGGUGACACGACCGCAAUCUUCAGAGGAACGGCGGUGGUUUCAUCCAUCAAUAUCUAGAGGCGGUGAGCUGCUUUUACGUGCUUCAACGAUUUGGAGAGCUCAUUUUCAGGGCUAAUCUGCACCAAUCCUGACUGCGCAAUCAGACUUUGAGAUUAUUGACCAACUCCGAGAGCUUUUUAAUAUACACCGGCCCGCUAUUAUUGAAACACUCCUCAAUCAGUGCCUUAUUCCUGGGGAAUAAGAUGCUGUAUUUGUUGCAUGUAAUUAGCUCUGCAGUAGUCAAAAUAUGAAAUACUUAUUCGCGCAAACUCACAAAGGAGGAGAAAAAUCCAUAUUGUAUUAUAGGAAG
Nerophis lumbriciformis (worm pipefish) is the source of this 2331-nucleotide messenger RNA. RefSeq names its product potassium intermediate/small conductance calcium-activated channel, subfamily N, member 4 (gene kcnn4). Gene Ontology annotation, biological process: potassium ion transport. Gene Ontology annotation, cellular component: membrane. NCBI's taxonomy places the organism in Eukaryota, Metazoa, Chordata, Actinopteri, Syngnathiformes, Syngnathidae. Gene Ontology annotation, molecular function: small conductance calcium-activated potassium channel activity; calmodulin binding. The record is from RefSeq and is a predicted model, not a curated record.